Messenger RNA from Callorhinchus milii (elephant shark), 1593 nucleotides. It is a transcript of the gene plppr1, whose product is annotated as phospholipid phosphatase related 1. Lineage: Eukaryota; Metazoa; Chordata; Chondrichthyes; Chimaeriformes; Callorhinchidae. Bases 262 to 1287 code for a protein of 341 amino acids. The transcript has 9 exons. Gene Ontology annotation, biological process: phospholipid metabolic process; signal transduction; phospholipid dephosphorylation. The record is from RefSeq and is a predicted model, not a curated record. Gene Ontology annotation, molecular function: phosphatidate phosphatase activity.
GAAAGGGGAGGGGAGAGGAGAGGGCAGAUGUGUGCAUGGUGCCCUGACUGCUCUGGAUGGUGAUGGUGGUGCUGAGGAUGAGCUGCUGGUGGCAUCAGCAAAGGGAAAGGGAGUCCUCCUCCUCUUUGCUGGGGCUGUGGGCUGCCUGAUGGUGCUGCUCCUGGCAGGGCACUGGCAGGGUUGUGGCAGCAAGACGGUUGCACAGACACAGGUCUGUAAGACGUUUAAACCUUUCUUGGAAGAGUGAUCUGAUGAAUCAGAAUGGCAACAGAAGUGAACAAUAUUCAGAGGAGUUACUCCAUCAUCCCAUGCUUCAUAUUCGUGGAGCUCGUCAUAAUGGCUGGGACUGUGCUGCUCGCCUAUUACUUUGAGUGCACCGACACUUUUGAAGUGCACAUCCAGGGCUUCUUCUGUCAGGAUGGUGAUCUUAUGAAGCCAUACCCAGGACCAGAGGAGGACAGUUUCAUCUCCCCGCUCAUACUGUACUGUGUGCUGGCAGCAACCCCCACGACCAUUAUUUUUAUUGGUGAGAUAUCGAUGUAUUUUAUAAAAACAACCAGGGAAAACCUCCUCCUUCAAGAGAAGACAAUCGUAACAGGAGAGUGCUGUUACCUGAGCCCACUUUUCCGAAGAAUAAUUAGAUUUAUUGGUGUAUUUGCCUUCGGCUUGUUUGCUACCGACAUAUUUGUGAACGCAGGCCAAGUGGUCACAGGAAGCCUGACACCGUACUUCAUUACUGUUUGCAAACCCAAUUACACAGGAUCUGACUGCCGUUCCCACACUCGCUUCAUAACUGGUGAAACCAUUUGCACUGGGGAUCCUGAUGUUGUUGCAUUGGCUCGACGAUCCUUUCCAUCCAAGGAUGCGGCGUUGAGCGUGUACUCUGCUCUGUAUGCGACGAUGUACAUCACAAGCACAAUAAAGACUAAAAGCAGCAGGUUAGCAAAGCCGGUCCUGUGCUUGGGAGCACUCUGUGCUGCCUUUUUAACAGGACUAAACCGCGUCUCUGAGUACCGGAACCACUGCUCUGAUGUGAUUGCAGGCUUUGUCCUGGGCACCACAGUAGCUCUGUUUUUGGGAAUAUGUGUUGUUCACAACUUCAAAGGAUUGCAGACCACCGCGCCUAAACCUAAACCUGAAGACCCCCAUGGACUACCAUUGAUGACAUUCCCUCGGGUGGAAAGCCCACUUGAAACGUUGAGUGCUCAGCUUCCACCCUCCGCUUUGGAAGAACCACUCCGCAUCAAUGACAGAAGUGACCUGAAGAGAAAAACCUUUUCCGUUUAAAAUAAAACACAAAUUGGUACUUUUAUAAUAAGUGUUAAAACUGUGGAAAGAGCAACACAGGAACUUGUCUAGUUAGCAUCAGAUGUUUUGUACAUUUUGUAUGAGAAAGUGCUGUAGCUUACCUUGACUUUUUGCCUGUUUUGGUAUGUCUCUCCCAGAAUUAAAGCAUUCCAUGUAAAAGUUUCUGAUUUCUAAUGUAAAUGCAGUUGGUGUUCCGUGGUAUUUGUACAAUAAAGUGCGUUGUCUGGUUUACAUACACACAAUAGGUGUUGAAAUUCCAUGCAUCUUUUUUUAAAUAAAUAUUAA